Messenger RNA from Candoia aspera, 954 nucleotides. RefSeq names its product PRA1 domain family member 2 (gene PRAF2). Gene Ontology annotation, cellular component: membrane. Lineage: Eukaryota; Metazoa; Chordata; Lepidosauria; Squamata; Candoiidae. The transcript is spliced from 3 exons. The record is from RefSeq and is a predicted model, not a curated record. The coding region runs from base 33 to 569 and encodes 178 amino acids.
UAGUUCCCCCCCCCCCCGCCGAGAGAGCGAAGAUGUCCGAGGUGCGGCUUCCUCCCGUUCGGGCGCUGGAUGAUUUUCUUCUGGGCUCCACUCGCUUGGCUGCCCCCGACGUGCGGGACCUGCAGCGCUGGCACAACCGCUUGAUUAACAAUCUGCUGUACUACCAGAGCAAUUAUCUGCUGCUGCUGGGCGCGGGGCUGCUGCUGGGCGGGUACUUCCAACCCAUGCUGAUUCUGCUAAGCUGCAUACUCAUCAGUCUGCUGUUUGGAGGCUUCAUCUGGGCAGCUGAGAGCAAAGCUCCCAUGCGGCGCUUUCGGCGGAGUUACCCUGGCACAUGUUUCUUUGCCAUCCUCGGUACCGCAUACUUCCUGGUGUCACUUUUUGAAGGCUCUGCCACCUUCUUGAUUUUCAUCGCCCUGCCCAUAAUGUUGAGCCUCAUCCAUGCCUCCCUGCGUCUGCGGAACCUUAAAAACAAGAUUGAGAACAAAAUUGAGAACAUUGGACUCAAGCGCACACCCAUGGGGCUGCUCCUGGAAGCGGUUGGGCAAGAGCAAGAAGCUGGAUCCUAGACCAUCAGCAUUGGCUGCCCGUCCCUCUGGAACUACCCUCUUUCCUUCCAACAGAUGCCUGUGUGCUUAUCUUUCUGCUUGCCCGUCUGGCAACCUGGCUGUGAGUUUCUGUGGAAGAUACAGUAGCCUCCAACUUACAGCAAACUUACCAGCAGAAUUCCCUGCCACCGGGUAACAGCAACAUCAAAAGGGAGAGGAAAUCAGCCCAACAUUCCAGUUUAACAUUAAGUAUUCCCCAUUGGAAUCCAUACCUGUUUUGCUUUAGAAAGGAAGGAAUAACAAUGAAAGAAAGCUGUAGUUUAAAAAAAAACCUCAUAGUAAAAUUCUGGCCUAGAAUGCAUGGUUGCUGGUUGAGAGAAGAACAAGAAUUGAGACCAGAAGCAAA